Molecule: messenger RNA, 91 nt
Organism: Caenorhabditis elegans
Lineage: Eukaryota; Metazoa; Nematoda; Chromadorea; Rhabditida; Rhabditidae
Source: the annotation of a RefSeq genome assembly
GAAAAUCUUUUGCCUUUUACUGAAUAUUUCCUUGCAAAGGAGCAUACAUUGAGUAUUAUAUACAAUUUUUGGAGUCCCCUUGAGAAAGCGG